AUGUCGGUGGAGGAUGAAGCACCACCUGAUGAUCUGUCUUUCAUUGGAUUCAAUCAAGAUGCCACAUCACUUGCUGUAGGUGGCAUAUUUGGCUACCGGCUGUAUUCAACAAAAAGAAUUGAAAAAUUUGAUGUAGUUUAUGAGAAUUACACCAACAUUUCACUUGAGAAAACUAGGAAUAUAGUCCAUCUUGUGUUUGCAGAAUUGUUCUCGAUCAUACAUAUUGAACGUCUUUUUUCAUCAAGUCUUUUGAUGAUCGUUUCAACUCAAGCACCUCGUAAAUUACGCAUUUAUCACUUUCAAAAAAACAAUGAAAUAUGUGCUCAAAGUUAUACAAAUACAGUACUUGCUGUAAAAGUAAAUCGUGAUGUGAGAUUUAAAUAUAUGGUUGUCUGCUUGGAAAACAUUAUUUAUAUUCAUACGGUGAAGGACAUGAAAGUAAGCUUUUUAGUUUCUUCUUUUUCGAGAUUUGAUCGUGUUUGCAAUAAAUUCUUUAUAAUUUGCAUCAAACUUGCAUGCGUGAGCUCAUUUGCUAAAGCCGAUGUUUUUCCGGUUAUCCAUACAAUCCGGGAUACGCCAUUAAAUGCUAGCGGUGUAAUCGAUUUAUCGUCAACAGUUAAUUCCUAUUUGGCUUAUCCAGGUUCAGUAAGCAGCGGACAUGUCCAGUUGUUUGAUGUAUCACGGUUGUCUUCAAUGAGUGCUAUUGCGGCACAUACUAGUCCUUUAGGGGCUUUGCGUUUCAGCUUUGAUUCUAAAAUGUUGGCUACUGCUUCAGUUCGUGGUACGGUAAUUCGUGUAUUUAGCACUGAAUCUGGUAAUCGGUUGUACGAAUUCACACGAGGUAUCAAAAGAUUUGUAACGAUUUAUUCACUUGCAUUCAGUAUGGAUGGUGAUUAUUUAUGUUCUUCUAGUAAUACCGAAACGGUUCACGUAUUCAAACUAGAAAAGGCUGUUGAUGCUCAAAAUCCAAAUGAGGGUGAAGAAGGAUGGGUGGAUUAUUUGUCAAAGCAGGCAAGUAGCUAUUUACCUACUCAUAUGAAUGAUUUUCUGAUGCGUGGAAAGAGUUUUGUCAUAGCUAAACUACCAGCAGUUGGAAAACGGAAUGCAACUGCUUUGCCAGUAAUCAAUGGAAAGCUCCAUCUUUUAGUUGCAACCACUGAUGGAAUCGCAUAUGUAUAUGAAGUAGAACCUGAAGUUGCUGAACUUACGUUAUUGAGGCAGCAUAAAAUCAAUUUUAAGGUCUGA
Messenger RNA from Thelazia callipaeda (thelaziosis nematode), 1245 nucleotides. NCBI's taxonomy places the organism in Eukaryota, Metazoa, Nematoda, Chromadorea, Rhabditida, Thelaziidae. The record is from the annotation of a GenBank genome assembly.